AUUUCCCAUGAGCAGCGCUCUCAAGCGCGUCUCCUCCCUCUGCGCGUUCACGAUACCGGCACAGUCACUGCAUGAUGGCCGAGGGAGGCGGACCCGAGUCGGGUGGCGCGGCGGACUCUGACUCGGAGCCGGUAGCCGCACAGAUGCCAAGCCCUUCAACCGAGAGUCAAAAACAGACUAUCGGGUCACUUCUGAAAACAUCUCUGAAAAAGGGUGACGAAUGGCAUCUAAUAGAUAGUCGGUGGUUCAAACAAUGGAAGAAGUAUGUGGGAUUUGACAGCUGGGACAUGUACAAUGUGGGAGGAUGUAGCCUUUAUCCAGGACCAAUUGACAACUCUGGACUGUUCUCAGACCAGGAGACCCAGACUCUAAUAGAUCACCUUAUAGAUGAGCUGGAUUAUGUCCUUGUACCUACCGAGGCUUGGAAUAAACUUGUCAGCUGGUAUGGCUGCCUUGAGGGGCAAAGACCCAUCAUAAGGAAGGUUGUUGAACAUGGCAUGUUUGUCAAGCACUGUAAGGUGGAAGUUUACCUGCUGGAGCUGAACUUGUGUGAGAAUGACAACAUGGACAAUGUAGUUACACGUCAUUUUAGUAAAGCUGAUACAAUCGAUACCAUAGAAAAGGAGAUGAGGAAUUUGUUCAAUAUCCCACCAGAGAAAGAGACACGGCUAUGGAACAAAUACAUGAGCAACACCUACGAGCAGCUGAACAAGCCAGACAGCACUGUGCAGGAUGCUGGUCUUUUUCAGGGGCAGGUGCUUGUUAUUGAAUGCAAGAAUGAGGAUGGCACGUGGCCAAGACAAGUCUCCCAUCCUAAAUCCAGUACAACCCCAUCCAGGAAUUUCACUACCUCCCCAAAACUCUCCUCAAACUCAUCAGCCAGUAUCUCUUCAACAGUUACCAACGGAGACAGCAGCUGUAGCCCUAGCUACACACUCAAUAACAGCACCUCCUCUGGCAACAGACUCGGUGGCUACAGUUCAUACAGCUCCUCCUACAACUACAGAGAGUCACAGUCGCAGCCUGGCUUGUGUGGGCUCAGUAACUUGGGCAACACAUGCUUUAUGAACUCUGCUCUCCAGUGCCUGAGCAAUGCAUCGCCACUCACAGAAUACUUCCUGAAUGAUCAAUAUGAGGCAGAGAUUAACCGAGAGAAUCCCCUGGGAAUGAGGGGCGAGAUUGCAGAGGCCUAUGCAGAUCUGGUAAAGCAGAUGUGGCUGAGCCGCAGCAGCUAUGUGGCUCCACGCACCUUCAAAACACAGGUUGGACGCUUUGCCCCACAAUUUUCAGGCUACCAGCAGCAGGACUCCCAGGAACUCCUAGCCUUCCUGCUGGAUGGGCUUCAUGAAGAUCUGAACCGUGUAAAGAAAAAGCCUUAUUUGGCCCUAAGGGAUGCAGAGGGCCGACCAGAUGAGAUUGUUGCCAAGGAAGCCUGGACAAACCACCGUUUGCGCAACGACUCUAUUAUAGUUGAUAUUUUUCACGGCCUCUUCAAAUCUACAUUGGUGUGUCCAGAGUGCUCUAAGGUGUCUGUAACCUUUGACCCGUUCUGCUACCUCACGCUGCCUCUGCCCAUGAAGAAGGAUCGUACCAUGGAAAUUUUCCUGGUGCGAUCAGACCCUCAGUCUAAACCCACACAGUAUCGAGUUGUGGUCCCCAAGCUGGGUACAGUGACAGACCUGUGCAGCGCCUUGUCCAAACUCUGCGGAAUCCCUCCAGAAAAUAUGAUGGUGGCAGAUGUUUAUAAUCAUAGGUUCCAUAAAAUAUAUAGACGGGAUGAUGGCCUCAACCAAAUCAUGGAAAAAGAUGAUAUUUUUGUGUAUGAGGUUCAGGAGGAAGACCCAGAGAGAAUGAACCUGUCUGUAUAUUUCAGGGAGCGCCACUCAAAACAUGGUGGUAGCUCCACAAGCACCAUGCUGUUUGGCCAGCCUUUACUCAUCACCGUGCCCAGACACAACCUCAAAGCAGACGUUCUGUAUGACAAAAUCCUAGAGAGGAUUGGACGCUAUGUAAAGCACACUCAAAGCCCCAAUAUUGAAAGCAGGGCCUCGGCCUCAGCUACCUCUUCCACCUGCAGCCAGGCUCCUGAAUGUUCUGCAUCAUCUAGCGCCACGGCCUGUGUGGGAGGUUGUGGUAGCCCCCUGUCGGAUGGAGCCUCCUGCAGUGCCAGCUCCAGUAAUGGCAGUAAUCACUCAGUUACCUGCAAUGAAAGCAAUGGCUUAUAUGAUGGGGAAGAGGAGGCGAUGGACCACCAGGUAAGUCCAGAGCGAGAAAAUGGCCACUCUGAAGAAGAGGAGGAGGAGACCUCUGAUUUGGAAAAUGGAUCAAAAGAAGAAGCCAAGCCAUCGCUGCCAGCCAAGCUCUUUACUUUCAGCAUAGUGAACUCUUAUGGAACAGCCAACAUCAGCUCGCUGCCUUGUGAUGGAAAUGUCCUAAAACUUAAUUCACAUUCCACAGUGGCUAUUGACUGGGAUACAGAGUCAAAGAAGCUGUGUUAUGAUGAACAGGAGGCAGAGGCCUAUGAGAAGCAUGACAGCAUGCUCCAGCCCCAAAAAAAGAAAGCCACCGUAGCUCUGAGGGAAUGCAUUGAACUCUUUACAACCAUGGAGACGCUUGGAGAACAUGAUCCAUGGUAUUGUCCCACAUGUAAGAAGCACCAACAGGCCACUAAAAAGUUUGACUUGUGGUCAUUGCCUCGCAUUCUGGUAGUUCAUCUAAAGCGUUUCUCCUACAACCGAUGUUGGAGGGACAAACUGGACACAGUGGUGGACUUUCCUAUCAGGGAUUUGAACAUGUCUGAGUUUGUAUGUGACCCUAAGGCUGGCCCUUACACAUAUGACCUCAUUGCCGUGUCAAACCACUAUGGAGGAAUGGGAGGGGGUCACUACACAGCGUAUGGCAAGAAUAAAGUGGAUGGAAAAUGGUAUUACUUUGAUGACAGCAGUGUCUCAUCUGCCUCAGAGGACCAGAUUGUGACUAAAGCAGCCUACGUGCUGUUCUAUCAGCGCAGAGACGAGGAAGCUCCCUCUAAACCUCAGCCAUCAGCGUCGCUGGGGGGAGCCCCCGAAGCAGCAGAUGACCACAUGGACACAAACUAAAGACUCCUCACCUGACUGAAAUGCACUGAAACGCAUAUGGAUAAUAGAGACACUUGGGUACACACAUACAGAUACUUUAGUGACAAAGGACUCUGCAGACAUUCUUAACCCUACCUUUCCCAUAUUCAGUUUGAUUUCAGUCUCAUGUGUACAGCUAGAGCAAACAGCCUUGUCUGAUGAGAGACCUGAGAGACUUCUUCCAACAGCAAGUGGCCUACUGAUGUCUGAAUUUAGUUUACUAGUCUGGAGGGAGAAUAAAUGGAUAUAGGAACAUAAUGUUAGAAGUGCCCUGAAUUGUAUAGAUAAAUGUUUCUGUUGCCCAAAAAAACAGUCAGAAACAUUAAAAAAGCCAAAUGCACAUCUUGUUUCAACCAAAGCAAACCAAAAUAUUAGUGACAAAAUGUACCACCUGUUAAUAACUCGAUCAGGAUAUUGGCAUGGUGUCUGGGUUUAUCUCUGGUAGAUACAAAGUGACUGUGUGAUGCGCCCACAAAUCAAUAUGCUGUGCUUGUUAAAAGACCCCUGUGACAUCACACCAACUCUGUAGAAUGGAUUACUGAUGGCUGUGGUAGUUGCCCCUACCUGCUCUGUCUUUGAUGCAAUCUAAACCAGGGUGGAUGUCUUGUUUCAAGGUUUAUAGUGUCCAGGUCCUACAAAUGAUGGGAGAAGCUGUUUUUUGUCCUUGCUCUUGAUCACUAAACACCUUUGUUCUUUUGAAGCACAGCAUGGGCUCAGUUCUGUCAGGAGCCUUUUUCCCUGCAACCACAUCUUUGUUUUUGUUUUUUCUAAUCACACUGCAAAGGCGGCCUUUUGAUUCCUGCAACCUGACUGAAAAGGAGGCACUUUGAAUUCUCCAUGAGUACAUUAAUCUACCUGCUUCUGGUGUAUCUAGAUAUUACAGAAUUGUAUGGUUUGGCCUUAGCAUUGAGGGUUUUGGUGUGUGAUACACUUCCAGAUCAUUUUAUGGUGUCUUUUAAGCAUAUUUCGAUUGCUGCCUGAUUGGACCCCCAGCUCACCUGCAAUGGCUUGUCCUUAUUAGUCUUGUACAGUAGUGCAGCUCUGUAUUGAAAUGGCUUUGUUAUUUGGUAUCUUUAAAGCACACUGAGCGAAGCAAAAUAAACUAGUAUAAAAGUGG
Betta splendens (Siamese fighting fish) is the source of this 4233-nucleotide messenger RNA. RefSeq names its product ubiquitin specific peptidase 4 (proto-oncogene) (gene usp4). The record is from RefSeq and is a predicted model, not a curated record. Gene Ontology annotation, biological process: protein deubiquitination. Gene Ontology annotation, molecular function: cysteine-type deubiquitinase activity. Lineage: Eukaryota; Metazoa; Chordata; Actinopteri; Anabantiformes; Osphronemidae. The coding region runs from base 72 to 3098 and encodes 1008 amino acids. The transcript has 22 exons.